This is a messenger RNA of Pristis pectinata (smalltooth sawfish), 5309 nucleotides long. It is a transcript of the gene uvssa, whose product is annotated as UV-stimulated scaffold protein A. The record is from RefSeq and is a predicted model, not a curated record. Gene Ontology annotation, molecular function: RNA polymerase II complex binding. Bases 475 to 2691 code for a protein of 738 amino acids. The transcript is spliced from 14 exons. Gene Ontology annotation, cellular component: chromosome. Lineage: Eukaryota; Metazoa; Chordata; Chondrichthyes; Rhinopristiformes; Pristidae. Gene Ontology annotation, biological process: response to UV; transcription-coupled nucleotide-excision repair.
AUUACUGUAGUGGAGUUAAAUGGUAAAAGGAGAAGCGCCACCCGCCGCUGCACAGCAGCCUUGCCCUGGUCUGUGCCCGGGCUGGCGACGGAACCUCGCCAUCAAUUCAAGAUGGCGGCCCGUGCAUAAGGUCCAUCUGCCGAAGCGGCGCUGAUACGGAGGCGGCCGUGACCUGACGCCGGCAUAUAAUCUGCUGCGCGACCUGUGUACAAUUGAACCUCAGUCUACGUGGAUCACUCGGUGGUCGCUGAAACCUCAGCAAAGAGAAUCGGAGAGAAGAGAGAGGCCGUGAGCCGUAUCACCUACUCGUCAGUUCGCUAUCAGGGCACAGGAAGUCCCGCCCUCAGCUCUGGCGUGCCCAUCUGAUUGGUGGCGCGGCUUGCCUCUGUCUACAGCUGUCGAUUCCGAUUGGCCACGGUCGGUGCCAUUCAGCCGGGCGGCUCUGGGCCAGUGUUGUUUAGCUGUCGGCUCGGAAUGGAAGAUCAACAGGAUGAGAAGCUUUCUCAGUUGGUAGAGGAUCUCACCACCUCGGGACAGCAAGUGCUAGAUCCAGAAAAGAUGAGGCAACUGAAGAAAAUCUGCAAGUCAUCUGAGGAGUAUGUCAAGCAUGCAUACCACUUAAUUAUGAGACAACUAAAUCAAGAGCAUGCAGAGAUCCGUCUAUCUGCUUUCCAAAUAGCAAAUGAACUCUUUGUGCGUUCAAAUCAGUUUCGGUUGCUGCUUGUUUCGAACUUCCAGGAAUUCUUGGAACUAACAGUAGAAACUAAUUUUGAACAACCUCUGCCUCCACCAAAAGAAACAGCUCAGAAAUUGAAGAAAAUGGCAAUUAAAUCUGUUCAGGAGUGGCAGGACAAAUAUGGAAAUGCUUACAAAAAACUCUCACUGGGUUAUCACUUCCUGAAGCAGAUUAAGAAGGUAGAUUUCCAAGGUAUCCGUGCCAGAACUCAAGCCGAGAGAAGACGCGAGGAAGAGAGAUUGAAAAGACUGGAGAAUAUUAAUAACGUGAGAGUGAAGAGAGCGGAAGAAGAAAUGAAAGAUAUGUCAGAAGAAAUUCAGAACACUUUGACAGAACUGGAGGAGUGCUUCAAAUUACUGCUGCCCAAUCUUUCUGAGUUCACACUUCAUGAUAUAGGGUCUCAGAGCAAACAAUUGCCUGAUAGAACAGAUAAUGGCAGCUCUGCAACCAGCAGGCAGAGAGAUGACCACCAAUCCUAUCACUGUGAUGAUGAGCAGCCUUGCAGCAGUAAGGACCUUGCCCCACUGCCUCAUAUGAACAGUCUCCCUGAAGAACAGGAAUCGGAUGAAGAGCUAGAUGACUUUAGUCAAAAUGAAGAAGGUGAAAGUGAACAACUUGAAGACAAUGAAGAAUCAUUUAUCAGAAAUCAUGGGCUUCUUUCACAUAAAUAUUCUCUUGACUUGGAAAUUCAUACAGAUUUAAAGAUCAAAGAGGAUGAAGAAAAUAGUGCUGUAAUUAACAAUAUAAAGGAUUUCCAAAGAUUAAUCACUAAUAAAUAUCUGCCGACUGUACAGUACUGGAUCCAGGCAUUCACCAAAGCUGGUAUUAACGAUGACCGAUUAAGACGUGCCAUUGACCUAAAAAAUGCAAUAGGUGGAGUACUGAAAAAACAUGAUGAGAUGAACAUUAGUUACAAGGAGAGACAGAGAAAAGUGAUGAAAGCAACCGAUGAGGAUGAUGACGACGAUGAUGAUUUUGUUGAAGUUCCUGAGAAGGAAGGUUAUGAGCCACACAUUCAGGAGCACCUUCAAGAGGAGUAUGGACUGGAGCCACUGAUACAGAAGACCAAGGAAGCAGUGAAAAAUGUAACACCAUCUGCUGGACCCCCAGCAUUGCGGAGGAGUGAUGAGGAACUUGAUCCAACGUGUGCUGCAGCAACAUUAAAAAUCUGGAAACAACAGCUGUCCUCGCGGAUGUAUAGCCUUCCUGGAACCUCGGAGGACAAUGUUCGGGCAUCCACAUCAGCAGGACCUGAACUAUCCAGUGAAGAUGCCAAGAAAAGAAAAAGGGAAGAAGAGAUGAAAAUAGCCCCUGUUAUGCCCUUUGGGUUAGACCUUCACUACUGGGGAGAACAACAGACAACAACUGGCAAAAUCCUCAAGGUUGACACUCCGCAUCGAUUCUUGGAGUCCAAAGAUGUGGAAGGUGAGCAUGAGAAUGAGGAGAUGACAGCCUUGCUGAAAACCAGAUACAUAACCUUCGCAGGAAAGUUUGAACCUGUAACCCACAAAUGCCGAGCACCAUUGCCCAACGGAAGGCUUUGUGAACGCCAGGAUCGAUUCAAGUGCCCUUUCCAUGGAAAGAUAAUCUCAAGAGAUGAGCAAGGAAAUCCUGUAAAUCCAGAAGAUAUUCAAAGGCUGGAGCAAGAAGAACAGAGAAAGCAAAAGGAAAAAGCUGACUGGCGGGAUCCAGAACUGAUGCGUGAGAUUGAAGCUGCCACAGGAGCAAAUCUUGGCUCUUCAAGAUGUAACCAAAAAGGAAAAGGGAAAAAAGGAAAGAAGAAAAAGUAUCCAAAUCUCACUGAUCUAAAACAGGAGAAUAAUACAGCUCGAUCAAGGCUGGAGAAACGAGUGUUCAACAAUGCUUCCUUGAAACGAGUCUCCAAAGCAAUGGCUUCUCUAGACAAAAGGAAACAUGAAAAGUUUGCAAACCAGUUCAACUAUGCAUUGAAUUAAGGCCAACAAAGACUGGAAAAUGGUCUCUUUAUUAAGUGACCAUGUUAAGUCUCAACCUUUUAAGUCUUUUGUAACAGAAAUUUCAGACCACUAAUACAGCUGUUUUUCUACAGAUUGCAGAAUUUAAAAAUGACCAAUGUACAUAAUUUAUUGUAAAAUAUUUAAUUUUUUUACAUUGUGCCACACUUGUAUAAAAUAUAAGUAUUUAAUGUAUGUUGUUAUUUUAAUAGACGGUAAUUGUAAUUGAUGAUGUGAUGCACGGAAUUCCGGGGACUUCAGAUUUAUUCAUGUAAUGUUUUAUUGAGCAGUUUACUGAAGAAAGUAAACUGAUUCAUUAAUCUUCCCAGCAAUUCAAAUCAAUUUAAACUUUACUAUGACCUGCAUUGCUUUUCGUCGUAUUUGAAUGCUUUCAUCAGUUAAUGGUUUUAAAUGUUAAGAAAGGAUUUAGCAAGUGAUAUUUCCUUACUCUCUAUGAUGCAGUCUUUCCCAGCUCAGCAGAUGAAGAAUGAUCUAAUUGUUUCCCUGAUUUUAAUUAGAUUAGAGCAGGUAGCUUUUAAUGGGGAACAAAUGUGAAGCACUGUGGCAGAGAGUUAGAAAACAGGGGUUGGGGAAUUAUGGGUUGAAGGUAGGGAGAGGGGAGGAUGAGAUGGGGAUGGAGGGGUUAAGGGGUGAAAGGAAGUGGAGCUCAAUUGCACCAUGAUGCUGAAAAAAUAAGAGAUGGCCCAGAUUUUAAAGAGAGACAGAUUACCAAAAGACUCAUAAUUAAAAUGUAAAGACAUGUCAGACCAGUAUUAUACCAUGUAACAAACUGAUAUUUAAGAUAAAAGUGUAGUAACAAUUUUGAAUGAAGGAAGACUGGAGAGGAGACCAGGGUGUUGUGUAACUCACAGAUCCAGGUGCCAAAAGAGAAGAUCAAGAAAUAGUUUAUAAAAUAAAAUUACCAGAUUCUUAGUAUUGGUUGUAUUUAACAGACAGUGUAAAAUAAUUUGAAAUAAAAGGCAGAAUAGAUUAAAAAAUAAAAAUAUCAGUAUGUUUUGAAUAGAUAGUGAAUGUUUGAUGCUAUAUGAGAAAUUGAAUAGAAAGAUACGGAGAUCAAAUGGAUACUUGCCAUAUAAACACAGAGUUUGAAAGCAAAUAUAAGGACCUUGUUAAACAAAGUUGUGUGAUUUUUUUUCAUGAGUUUAUUUUGGAGGCAUUCUUAUUUAAAGUUUGUAUAAGUAAUAUAUAUUGAGGACUUAAAGGAAUACUGGAGUUAUUUUUCCACUUCAGUGCUCCCACUUUUGAGUUCUGCCCACUGGGAACAUAAAUCCUUUGCUGAGAAUGUCCAGUGUCCCAGUAUGUGUUCUGGCUGGUACAAAAGUACUGAUGAAAAAGAAGACAUUGCUAAUGCUGGUGACAGCAAAAAGACAUUGCAGGAUGGGCAAAUUGAUGGCAGGUCCAGUUCAAUGCCACAAACCAUGAAAAUAUUAAAUCAUACAAUUUUAAAUGGAAGUAGAAGGGAUCCUAUCAAAAACUUAUUACAACGGGAUAAAGCGAGCUGGUAUUAAAAAAGGAAAGGGAAUGUUUUGCUUUGUACUUAGGGCUAUAGAAAGCAAAAAAGGUGAUGCAAAAUAGGUGCAAACAACAAUUUGCCUGUUGUAUGUUAGAAUUCAGAUAUAAAAGAUAUAAAAAGAACAGAAAACAUGUAGUGCAGAUUCAUUAGAAUGCCAUUAGGGAUGGAAAGAUCUUAUGGUUAUGAAAUGGAAUUUAUGAAAUUAUGGCUUUCCUCACUAAUGCUGAGAGCAUUAGGGGUUGACCUGAAAGUGAUCCAAAUGAAAGAAAUCAAGAACUGUAGGGGCAUAAAUUUAAGUUAUUCACAAAGAAGAACUAAAGGGAAAAUAAUUUCCAAAUAGUGGUCAGAAUCUUUCUUCUCAAUAAUAGGAUAUAUUAAAGCAGGAUGUGUAAUUUUUUCCUAAGAGGAAUAAUAAAGGACUUGAGGAAUAUCAGAUUAGACAAAUGGCUGUUUGGGUUGGAAAAAGACAGCAGCACCACAAAUUUGAUAAGUCAAAUUGCCACAUUAUGCUGCAACCUUUCUUAAUUAUGUUUUCCAGAAAGAUUUUACCCUAUCCAAUUCAUCCCAUUUUAUUCAGGCACAUUCAUAUUGGAUGGAUCAGCAGAAGCAGUCUUGGUUUAGUUAGUGAGCUGCAAGUAAUGAGCUACCUUCUUUCCUCACAAAUGGCACCAGCUUUAGAUUAUUUGCAAAGUGCUGAUGUUACAUUAUAUUGCCUUUCUAAAGAGAAUGCCAAUAACUUUCAGGUAUUUAAUUCUCACUGUCCAAAGUCACAAUAAUAUAAAUAAUGUGUGAUCAGACUAAUUAUUAAAAAUGCAUUCAAAUAAUGAGUUAGAUUAAUGAUUCAUUUAAUACUCAUAAAUGUAAUAUUAUUUUACCGAUUUGUGUAUACUAGCUCAUAAUUAACACUUUUUAAUAGUACAAUUUUUUUAGUGUCAACCAGAUGAGCAAUUAUUACUGUUUGUUUAAAUUGUAUGAAUGAAUAUCUUAUAAAUCUAAUCUUCACCUGCCUCUAAAUGUAAUUUAAGACAAUAGAGCAGCGGGUGUAGAGUAAAUGCUUUUGUUGACU